This is a messenger RNA of Chanos chanos (milkfish), 2060 nucleotides long. RefSeq names its product calpain-9. The coding region runs from base 1 to 2001 and encodes 666 amino acids. Gene Ontology annotation, biological process: proteolysis. The record is from RefSeq and is a predicted model, not a curated record. The transcript is spliced from 20 exons. Gene Ontology annotation, molecular function: calcium-dependent cysteine-type endopeptidase activity; calcium ion binding. NCBI's taxonomy places the organism in Eukaryota, Metazoa, Chordata, Actinopteri, Gonorynchiformes, Chanidae. Gene Ontology annotation, cellular component: cytoplasm.
AUGUCGGACCCGACCGCAGAAAAACCGAAGGACACAGAUGAAAGCGAACCGUCGUUUGAACCGCUGGGCAGUCCAACACUGUGGCCAUCGCCGACCCGAAGUGACCCAGAGGGCCACUUCACAGCAGAGGGGCUGUACGUCGACACAACCUUUCCACUGGACGAACAACUGGCCCCGGAGGUGGAGUGGAAACGUCCUAAGGAGAUCUGUUCUGCACCUCAGUUCAUUAUCGAUGGAGCGACACGGAUGGAUGUCUGCCAAGGAAUUCUGAGCGAUUGCUGGUUUCUGUCAGCCAUUGCGUCUCUGUCUCUUCAUCCAUCUCUCAUGAGGCAUGUUGUUCCCAGCGGUCAGAGUUUCCAGGAUGGAUACAACGGCUCCUUCAAAUUCAGGUUCUGGCAGUAUGGGGAGUGGAAGGAGGUGAAGAUUGACGAUCGUUUGCCCACACAGAGAGAUCAGCUCAUUUACCUGCGCUCCUCUCAGACCAAUGAAUUCUGGAGUUCUCUGCUGGAGAAGGCUUAUGCCAAGCUGAAGGGGGGGUACCGGGCUCUAAACAUGGGCUUCUCUCAUGAGGCGAUGGCGGACAUGACAGGGGGGGUGACAGAGGUGCUGAAAAUCCCCCGUAACCUGGCAGCUUUCCUAAAGCCGCUGCUGCUUAAAGGGGCUCUCAUCAACUGUGCCAACUCACAGGGUCCACUGGAACAGAAAAAUGAAUUUGGGAUCUUGUUCAAACAUGCCUAUGCUGUCACUGGACUGGAGCAGGUUCAGACAAAAAAUGGCCCAGUGGAGCUGGUGCGUGUGCAUAAUCCCUGGGGUAAGACAGAGUGGGAGGGGCCCUGGAGUGACCAGAAUGGGUCUGAGUGGAAUCUGGUCAGUGCAGAAGAGCAGCGUAGACUGAAAAGAGUUAACAGAGAUGACGGUGAAUUCUGGAUGACUCUGUCAGAUUUCCGUCAGAAUUUUGACCUGAUGGAGGUUUGUCAUCUGAGUGAUGACACACUGAGUGAGGGCGGGGUCACAGAACGGCCCUGGCAUGUCACAGUGCAUCAUGGGAACUGGACACCAAAUUUGUCAGCAGGCGGACCAUCAAAGGGGGGAUGGUUCUGGCAAAACCCCCAGUUCCACUUGACCCUCCUAGAGGAAGACGAUGACCCUACUGACCCUGAGUUGACCUGUUCAUUUUUGGUGGCUCUAAUGCAGAAACACCAGAGACUUAAAGGAGUCCACUUGGCUAUUGGACUGGACAUUUAUGAGGCGCAUACGGGUCAGAACUACCUCUCCACUCUGGACCUGUCCUUGCUCAGGCCUGUUCUUAGUACCGAAGGUCACGUCCCUCACAGAGAGGUGGUGAUCCGUGGUCGCCUGGCGCCUGGGCGUUACAUCAUCAUCCCCUCGACCUUAGAGACCAAUCAGGCAGGAGAGUUUCUCCUGAGGGUUCUAACAGAGAAAGGCAAUAAUGCAGAACCGUCUGACCGGCCCAGUUCUGAGAAAGUACUUAAAGAGCAGCUUUUUAAAAAACACUGUAAUAAGAAGAGCCUGUGUCGACCUCUGGAGCUGUACAAUCUGCUCACUGAGGCCAUUGCUGGAGGAGCUUUGGCAGGGGCUGAGAAGAAGCUGUGUUUGGAACACUGCAAGAGCUUCGUGGUCCUUAUGGAUAACCAAGGACUAGCACAGCUGGACUGGUAUACGUUUCUGGUACUGUGGAACAAAUUCACCAAAUGGACGGAAAUCUUUGUGAAGUUUGACAAGAACAAGUCACAUGCCCUUGACUACCGUGAAAUCGUCCCAGCUAUGCAGGCUGCAGGUUUGGAGGUGGAUGACUUCAUCCUUCAGCUUGUUUCCCUGCGGUACACUGAACCAGACAUGACUAUCAGCUACCCCGGCUUCCUCUACCUGCUGACGAAAAUGGAUAGCAUGCUCUUGAAGUUCCAGGCGUUGGAUAUGGUUGGAAUGGGAGUUAUUUCAGUCAACUGCAGACAGUGGCUGCAGAUGACUAUGUAUAACUGAUCUUUCACCGUGAGGACAAGCCCAGUUUGACAGUGCAUUUUCAUUUCCUUGCACUGAAU